UGUGAAUGGCAAUUCAUUUGGAUAUCUGGAAAUUGCGUUUUGCAUUUGCCGGCGUCUUUAUUUUUGUUACAUCUUAAGCAUGACAUUAGAAAUACUGAAGCAAGGCGCUGAAGGUCGUCUGUACAUUGGCGAGUUCAAAGGUGAAUCGUGUCUGAUAAAGGAGCGUUUUGUUAAAAAAUAUCGUCAUCCAGACUUGGACACACAAAUAACGCGGCAACGCAUGAAGGCCGAAGUGAAGGCAGCUGGCCGUUGCCUGGCUGCUGGCAUCCUUGCACCGCGCAUUCUUCACUCCGACUUAAACACGCACAAACUAUAUAUGGAGUACUUUGGCAAAGCGCAGACAGCAAAACAUUUCAUACAGAAAACAGUCGCCGAGUCGGAUGCAGAUGAGGCGAAGCAGUUGUUGGAAGUGCUGUGCACACGGAUCGGAAGCAUCAUUGGCAAAAUGCAUGCCAACAAUAUAAUACAUGGAGACCUGACAACAUCAAAUAUUUUAAUCAAUCCAAAUUUGACUGACUAUGAUGUUAUAUUCAUCGAUUUUGGAUUAAGUCACUAUAAUCAGGCAACAGAAGAUAAGGGUGUGGAUCUAUAUGUAUUGGAACGAGCUCUCUUGAGCACACACAGUGAGCAACCUUAUCUAUUUGAGCAUAUCCUGGCAGCAUAUCGACAGGAGUGCGGCAAGGAAGAGGAAGCCGUAUUGGCAAAGUUUGAGGAAGUGCGUGCCCGGGGACGCAAACGCACAAUGAUUGGUUAACAUCAUCUAUAUUUAACGAAUACUUAAUUA
Drosophila hydei is the source of this 784-nucleotide messenger RNA. RefSeq names its product EKC/KEOPS complex subunit TP53RK (gene Prpk). Gene Ontology annotation, cellular component: EKC/KEOPS complex; nucleus; cytosol. Gene Ontology annotation, molecular function: ATP binding; protein serine/threonine kinase activity. Gene Ontology annotation, biological process: protein phosphorylation. The transcript has a single exon. The record is from RefSeq and is a predicted model, not a curated record. Lineage: Eukaryota; Metazoa; Arthropoda; Insecta; Diptera; Drosophilidae. Bases 80 to 754 code for a protein of 224 amino acids.